CGUCCUCCGCGUGCUUUCCUCGGAGGACUACAAGCCACGCCUCUCGACGCGCCCAGAAUCUGUCCUACUACGACUCCCGUCAUGCUCCACGCCGCCCACGAUGCUGCGCCGGCUGUCGGCCCACUUCCGCAGGCGACCAAAACUAAGGCACCUGAUGACUUAGUCGCUCCUGUUGUGAAGAAGCCACACAUCUAUUAUGGAAGUUUGGAAGAGAAGGAGAGGGAGCGUCUGGCCAAAGGAGAGUCUGGGAUUUUGGGAAAAGAAGGACUUAAAGCAGGAAUUGAAGCAGGAAAUAUUAACAUAACCUCUGGAGAAGUGUUUGAAAUUGAAGAGCACAUCAGUGAGCGACAGGCUGAAGUAUUAGCCGAGUUUGAGAGAAGGAAGCGAGCCCGGCAAAUCAACGUUUCCACAGAUGACUCGGAGGUCAAGGCUUGCCUUCGGGCCUUGGGGGAGCCCAUCACGCUUUUCGGAGAGGGUCCUGCUGAAAGAAGAGAAAGGUUAAGAAAUAUCCUCUCAGUGGUUGGUACUGAUGCCUUAAAAAAGACCAAAAAAGAUGAUGAGAAAUCUAAGAAGUCCAAAGAGGAGUAUCAGCAAACCUGGUACCAUGAAGGACCAAACAGCCUGAAGGUUGCUAGACUGUGGAUUGCUAAUUAUUCACUGCCCAGAGCAAUGAAACGCUUGGAAGAGGCCCGUCUCCAUAAAGAGAUUCCUGAGACAACCAGGACCUCCCAGAUGCAAGAGCUGCACAAGUCUCUCCGGUCUUUGAAUAAUUUUUGCAGUCAGAUUGGGGAUGAUCGGCCUAUCUCCUACUGUCACUUUAGUCCCAAUUCCAAAAUGCUGGCCACAGCUUGCUGGAGUGGGCUUUGCAAGCUCUGGUCUGUUCCUGAUUGCAACCUUCUUCACACUCUUCGAGGCCAUAACACAAAUGUAGGAGCAAUUGUAUUCCAUCCGAAAUCCACUGUCUCCUUGGACCAAAAAGAUGUCAAUCUGGCCUCCUGUGCUGCUGAUGGUUCUGUGAAGCUUUGGAGCCUUGACAGUGAUGAACCAGUGGCAGAUAUCGAAGGCCAUACGGUGCGCGUGGCCCGUGUAAUGUGGCAUCCCUCAGGACGUUUCUUGGGCACCACCUGCUAUGACCGCUCAUGGCGCUUAUGGGAUUUGGAGGCUCAAGAGGAGAUCCUGCAUCAGGAAGGCCACAGCAUGGGUGUGUAUGACAUUGCCUUCCAUCAAGAUGGCUCUUUGGCUGGCACUGGGGGACUGGAUGCAUUUGGUCGAGUUUGGGACCUGCGCACAGGACGUUGUAUCAUGUUCCUAGAAGGCCACCUGAAGGAAAUCUAUGGAAUAAAUUUCUCCCCCAAUGGCUACCACAUUGCCACUGGAAGUGGUGACAACACCUGCAAAGUGUGGGACCUUCGACAGCGGCGUUGCGUCUAUACCAUCCCCGCCCAUCAAAACUUAGUGACUGGUGUCAAGUUUGAGCCUAUCCAUGGGAAUUUCUUGCUCACUGGUGCCUAUGAUAACACAGCCAAGAUCUGGACCCACCCAGGCUGGUCCCCACUGAAGACUCUGGCUGGCCAUGAAGGCAAAGUAAUGGGCCUAGACAUUUCUUCCGAUGGGCAGCUCAUAGCCACUUGCUCAUAUGACAGGACCUUCAAGCUCUGGAUGGCUGAAUAGGCAGGACCAUGGAAAAAGGACUCUAACUUCAAGCUCUCCCUUAGAAGCCGUUUUCAAAAGAAAGGAAUUCAUGUGUUUUGUUCUAUCAUGUUUUUUGCCAGUUACCAUGUAUAGCCCCAUAGUAGAAUUGGAUUUCCAUGUCAGCCCCCACUCCAGGGAGGCAGCCCAGUCCCUGGGUGUUGGUGAACCCCUUUCAUGGUUGAAAUUUUAAUUUUCAUUUUCAAGCCCUGCCACGAACUGUGUAGACAUUAUUUUUAUUAAUCUUUUGUUUGAAUGCCCUAUUGCCUCUCUCACAGCACUCAGGAUUGUGACUGGCUCCAUUUUUAUUUCUUGAAACUUGGCUUCCCUUUACAUGGUACGUGCUUCAGGACUACCUAUGAUCCACAAAGCAAGGCGACUGGACUGCAGUCUGGAAGCCUUGAGUAAAGAGGCACAUCUCCCCACGCACUGGUUACAUAAUGCCUGGCAGAGCGAGAACCUCUCCUCCACCUUGAGACUUGGGGGGUGAAGAGGUAAACCACAGGUCUGCUCAGGGUGAUGCAGGAAAGAAGAUUUGACCUCUUCCUGUUGAGUUCACUUGGAAUGCUGACAGCAUCAGGAAGCUCAGAACUGAACAUUUGCUUUAUCUGAAAAUGUCUUCCAUUCUGCUUUGAAGUUUGGCAUCCUUCAUGUUACCCCAAAGCUAGGUCAUUGUGUCAAGAUUCAGUGAAAUUUCUGGAAAGCAAACAUGAUGUCUCUAUUGUGCAACUUCCUUUCUAUUGCUUCUUUAAAGGAUGUACCCUUUGUGUCAGGGUAAAUGUGGAAAAAGUCCCUGAUGGGUAUUUCUAAAUAGAAACUUUUUCUUCUUUUUUUACAUAGUUGCUACAGAGUAAAUCCUGUUAUAAAAACUGCCCUUUAAAGAAUUAUUUUGUAAAGCAUUUUCUGAGUCUUAGUCAUUGGUUCAUAGAGGUCCCUUUUUUUGGUUUGAGAUAUAACAAAUCUCAAAUUGGCUUAACUCCAGUUUCUAUCUCUUUAAUAAGCACUCUCAAUAAUGUUUUUAAUUUUUUUUAUUUUAUUUUUUUUGUGUGUGAGGAAGAUCAGCCCUGAGCUAACAUCCAUGCUAAUCCUCCUCUUUUUGCUGAGGAAGACCGGCCAUCUGUUGCCAAUCCUCCUCCUUUUCAUUUUUUCCCCAAAGACCCAGUAGAUAGUUGUAUGUCAUAGUUGUACAACCUUCUAGUUGCUGUAUGUGGGACGCGGCCUCAGCAUGGCUGGAGAAACGGUGCAUCCGUGCGCUCCCGGGAUCCAAACCCAGGCCGCCAGUAGCGGAGCACGCACACUUAACCGCUGAGCCACGGGGCCGGCCCUUCAAUAAUGUUUUUUAAACAGAGAAGGCUGUUGCAUUGUGGGCUAGACUACCAGUGAACUGUAUCUAGACUUUAAUUCUCAUUGGCCAUGCAGAGGUGACCUUAGGCUCUUUCCAUCCCAAAUAUGCAACCACCAACCUCUGAGAGUGUACAGUAAAUUCACACAAAAAUACAGGGAUUUGGAAGAAGAAAGGAUUGUGGAGAGAAUUCAAGAAGGGCUUAUAUGGUGGCUUGUUCUUGAACGUUCAAAACACUUUUCAUUCACUGUUCUGGAGAGGCUGAGAGUGGCUUUGUCUAGCUCUAUUCUGCAAACUAUGGAUGUGUGAUAUAUAGGUAAAUAUUCUGUUUAAUCUGGUUCCAAUUACAACUAAAUAGUCGCAUAUCUUGUAUACCUAUUAAGCAGAAUUCUCAGCUCUACCCUCUGGUGGGCUCUUCACUAUUUAAGUAUUAAUUGGCUCUAUUUCCUCCAUAGUUGGCCAUGAAAAGAAAUUAUUUUUCAUUACUCCCUUGUAGUAUGUGUAAACUAAUACUGAACAUUAGUGUAUUAGCAUGCAAUUUGGGUAUAGUGUGAUAACAGAAGUUUUCAGUUUUUCAAGUUUAAAUUUUACUAUUCUGCUAAA
Messenger RNA from Diceros bicornis minor, 3634 nucleotides. It is a transcript of the gene PRPF4, whose product is annotated as pre-mRNA processing factor 4. Gene Ontology annotation, biological process: mRNA splicing, via spliceosome. NCBI's taxonomy places the organism in Eukaryota, Metazoa, Chordata, Mammalia, Perissodactyla, Rhinocerotidae. Bases 82 to 1671 code for a protein of 529 amino acids. Gene Ontology annotation, molecular function: U6 snRNA binding; U4 snRNA binding; protein binding. Gene Ontology annotation, cellular component: U4/U6 x U5 tri-snRNP complex. The record is from RefSeq and is a predicted model, not a curated record. The transcript is spliced from 14 exons.